GUAGGAUCACGUCGUCUCAGAGUAGUGAACUGAGCAGAGGCGAAGACCUCAGAAAAUGAGAUAAAUAGAGAACGACCUGUUUCUUCCAAAAAGGAAAGAUUAAUUUCGCAAGACUAUACCACACAACAGCAGUCAUUAUGGGAACGGAUAGUACAGAUUGUAUGCUGCUUCUUGCGGCAGAAGCUUUUAAAUCUAAAAACUUCGGGCUCGCUGCAGACAUAUACGAAUGUCAAAUGCUGCACCUGCGCGACCCUGGUACGCAGCAAGAUCUGUUGGUGAAACGGGCGGAUGCCCUGGCAUUUGCUGGCAAAUUGACCGAAGCCUUCGAAAUCUACCGAAAAGCUGCUAAAAUCGAGAGACUACGACCAGUCCAUCUCGAGAAUCUUAUUAUAUAUCUCUCUAACAGUAUUAAAAGAAAGGAUGGGACAGACAGUCAAAGCAACAGGCAGGAGACGAACUCUUAUUGCGUUGGAUAUGAUGCAUUUACCUGCAGAAUAUGUUAUGGAUUUCUAUACGAGCCAGUUACCUUGCCUUGUGGACACUGCUUUUGCAAAAAGUGCCUGGACAGAGAACAAAUUAAUGUCUGCUGCAAAGAGUGCAAUGACAUUACCAAAUUCAAUGAUGUGGACAAUUAUAGAGUAAAUGUUGUUCUUAGUAACUUGUUAUCAAAGUGGUUUCCAGUUCAAUUACUUGCUGUUCAUCUGAGACGUGAGGGGAAUGGCCUAUAUUCAGAGAAAAUAAUGGAUGCGGCUUUGGACAAAUACAACGAAGCAGUACAAAUAGCUCCAAGGGACCAUGUUCUGUACAGCAACCGAUCACAGAUCAAUUCCAGUCUGAAGAAUUACCAGGAUGCCCUUCAUGAUGCAGAGAUGGCAUGCAAACUCAUGCCUCUUUGGUCCAUGGGACAUAUUAGAAAAGCACAAGCUCUUGUCACUCUGGGGAAAUGUGAAGAAGCGUUAAGAGAGUACCUGGUCGUCAUUGCAUUAGACCCUGAAAGUAAAUUGGCAAAAACAGAGGCACAAAAGAUUCUGAGUGAUCUCCUGGCCCCUGUCACUGAUCAAGUACACAACAGAAUCCUAGACUGCACAAGUCUUCUAUCUUCCAGAAGUAGAUUUAAAGGUGGCAUCCUGAACACCUCAAGCUGCAUCAUCACCACAUCCUCCAAGUCUUACAAGGAUUACAAGAAUAUCAUCACCUCUGACGAGAAGUUGACGUUGUCGCCCACGCUGAGUGAAUCUAAGACAGAUGGCUCGUUUGAGACGUGCAGCGGAAAGAAAGGAGCACAUCAGGUGAAUGUCUGCCAUUCCAGCGUCACCAACAGGAGUGUCUUCCUCAAACGUAGCUCAUCCGAGGACAGCGAAGUGGACAGUAUCGACAUCUGCAAGCGUUCCAAAUCUGAAGUGACCCAGAAUGAACAAGCAACUUCCUGGAGUACAGUGCUUGCUGGCCUCAUAGACCCGACUGACCUGGAGUGUUCUCUGUGUAUGAGACUCUUUUAUGAACCAGUCACCACUCCUUGUGGACACACCUUCUGUCUGAAAUGCCUCGAGCGAUGCCUGGACUACAACCCCAAGUGUCCUCUCUGCAAGAUGGAGCUGAAAGAGUAUCUGGCAGAAAGUAAAUACAACAAGACUGUCUUGGUGGAGAACCUCAUCUGCAAGUAUCUGCCAUCUGAGCUCAUGGACAGGCAGAAAGUCAACGCGGAGGAGAUUGCAGACUUAUCCAAUCUAAACAAGAACGUGCCUAUAUUUGUUUGCACCAUGGCCUUCCCCACCGUUCCAUGCCCUCUUCACGUCUUCGAGCCCUGCUACCGGCUGAUGAUCCGCAGGUGUAUGGAGAUGGGUACCAAGCAGUUUGGAAUGUGCCUCGAUGAUAACCUCAAAGGAUUUGCAGAUUACGGUUGCCUCCUGGAGAUCCGAAACGUGGAAUGCUUUGCAGACGGCCGCUCCGUUGUUGACACCAUUGGAAAAAGAAGGUUUAAAGUCAUUGAGCACCACCAGAGAGAUGGUUACAACACAGCAGACAUUCAAUACCUGGAAGACGUUAAGGUGGAGGGUGUGACAGAGAAGGAGCUGCAGAGUCUCCAUGAUGCAGUGUACGACCAGGCCUUAAUCUGGGUCAACUCCCUCAAAGCAGAACAGAUGGAGAGGAUCGUGGGGCACUUUGGGCCCAUGCCGGAGAAAGACUCUGAACCACAGGCCAGUCCCAAUGGGCCGUCCUGGUGCUGGUGGCUGCUGGCAGUCCUUCCCCUGGAGGGUCGAGCCCAGCUGCCCUUCCUGGCCCUGACCUCCCUGAAGGACAGACUCUGUGGCAUCCGCAGAGUACUCCUCUUCAUGACCCGCAACUGCUCCUCUCGGUGACUCCAACCCUCACACAACCAUCCAUCUCCUCCAUGUGGAUGUCUGUUUUGUCUGAAAGACCAAAUGGUAACGAAAGCCUUCUGUGUAAAUAGGUUAUUGUCAAGUGGGCUUUGAUUAGAUUUCCAAAAUGUGAUGAUGAUUAUUUCUUCCUUCCAAGGAUUAGAAGAGGCUACUUAUGGAGUGAAUCUUUUAAUCAGUGUGCUUUAAAGACAAUGAUUGAUUUAGUUUUUGUUAUUAUUUAUAAACACUGCGUGUGCAUGCAACAUGUUUACAUCCCUGGGAGGGAUGACAAACUCUAAACUAUUACAUAACUUUUUAUUUCCAAAGAGUUUAUUAACCACCACAAAUUACAUAUUAUCAAAACCAAAACCCCUGAAAAUGUAGAAAAUUAGUGGACAAAAUGACGAUAUAGUACUGGUUCUGCUGCUGCUUUAACUAUAUCAUUCAGAUAAUAUGAUUUUCUCCCUGUUUUGGUGUAGAUGAAUGCAAUACACCUCCAGUUGAAAUGAGCUAUCUCCUACUUACGAUGGAAUAUGUAUUGUUAUUUAUAUGACCUACUUUGCACUUUAGUUGCAGCAUAAGUGAUACUCACAUUUUCUUCAUGCAUGGUGAGCAAAGAUGGGUUGUGAGAUUAGCCUUUAAGAAAGGAAAACCUUUUAUUGUUUUGUUGGAUGCUACAUGUUUUUUUGUCUGACAUACUUUUUUCAUAGUUUUCUACUGUUAUUUCUAUGUUAUGAUUAUCACCUUUUUAUACAGACAAUGGUUAUGUUGUAAAAUCUUGUGGAAAUGUGUUAAUGAACAACAAUUAUAUUUUGUAUUCCAAGGGCCAAUUGUAAGUUAUUGUAUUUAUAUAGGGCUGCCUUGUCUCAUAUUUUUUGCAACAUAUAUGCUCAUAAAUUAGAGAUGACAGAAGUGACAAACAAACUAAAAGUGAUUGCAAUAACGGUUACCACUUGUGCAGCGUGAUUCCUGGCUAGUAUACAUAAGGCAACGACGUGAAUGUGAACAUGCAAAUAACUGUAGACGAGGGAAAUAUCAACUUUUAGAGUGUAGAGCGUGGCGGAUUUAUCAGCCUUUCCACUUUUACCACUUUCCAAUAUUCUCAGUUUGAUUUGCAAAAAACUUUUUGCAUUUGGUUGUCCUGACCUAAGCCCAAGACACUCUGAAAUUAUUUUCCUAACACAUUACAGUCAGAUGAAAGUCUAACCAUUCUAAAAACUCAUGAAGGAGUUGGAAGACUUAUUUCUGACAUUUGAACUGUCAUCAUCUUGUCUUUCAAGUUAUUGUCCCAUAAACGGUAGCAUCAAUCACUCAGUAAUUUCUAAUCUUUUUCAACAUUUAGUGCCUUAAGUUGGAUUUCUUCCAUGAUGCCAGUACCAUAAAGCUCAAACUAUGUAGCAGAAUUCAGACUAAGGUUGCGUUCCAUCGAGGCAGCAGAAUUCAGACUAAGGUUGCGUUCCAUCGAGGCAGCAGAAUUCAGACUAAGGUUGCGUUCCAUCGAGGCAGCAGAAUUCAGACUAAGGUUGCGUUCCAUCGAGGCAGCAGAAUUCAGACUAAGGUUGCGUUCCAUCGAGGCAGCAGAAUUCAGACUACGGUUGCGUUCCAUCGAGGCAGCAGAAUUCAGACUAAGGUUGCGUUCCAUCGAGGAAGAUUUGGCUUAAAGUCCAAACUAUUUUGCUGAGGAGACAAACAGUCAUUUUAAACAAUUCCAGUCCUGGUUCAUUGUGAGUAUUGCUGUUGUGGUAAGAAAUAUUGGUAUUAUAUUGUAUAUCUUAUCCCAACUAAAUGAAAAUCAUCUUAAUGCAAGAACACAAUGAGGAUUUUCAGUUGGACUUUCAUAAACAACAACAUUGAGCCUUGGUUAAGCUUGAGUUAAAAAAUGUCAGGAUUAUAGUUAAUUGAUUGGCAUGUCAAUUCAAGUAUAUCAUUUUUACUCUCCAACAUCACACAUUUGCAUGUAUAUUAAUUUGAUAUGGCUGUUGCAUAUAAGCCAAAUUGUCAUUCAUCUAUGCAAAGAUGCAUUUUACCCAUUUACAUCAGAAAAUGCCAAACCAAUAGAAAUGCAAAGGUAGUAUCUUCCUGACCUUUUUGAAUUCCACAUUGAACCUUGCACUAAUGAUCGAAGCCAAUCUACCUCUGACACACUGACCUGUAGCUCUUCCACCACAGAACAUGCUAAUUGAUUCAAAUUGGCAUGUCAUUUGUUUCUGUGGAGAUGAGGUGACCAUGGAUGGAGUCUUUUUUUUGGUGAUUGUAUUACACAGGUAUAAUUGCCUCUAACUGUAUGUGUUUACAAAAUAAAUUGAAUGUAUGUUGUAGGCAUCUUAUCUGACGUUAUAUUUCUGUUUUGAUGGAAAUGUAGUCAUUGCAAUGUUAUACAAUGUACAGAAAACACACUUCUGAAUAAAUAUAUAUUUAUGGAAUAAGA
This is a messenger RNA of Coregonus clupeaformis (lake whitefish), 4788 nucleotides long. Its product is annotated as LON peptidase N-terminal domain and RING finger protein 3-like. NCBI's taxonomy places the organism in Eukaryota, Metazoa, Chordata, Actinopteri, Salmoniformes, Salmonidae. The transcript has 10 exons. The coding region runs from base 138 to 2360 and encodes 740 amino acids. The record is from RefSeq and is a predicted model, not a curated record. Gene Ontology annotation, molecular function: protein binding.